UGAGGCGGGGCCCAGGGGGCGGGGCAAGUCGGUCCGGGGUGGGGCUACGCGUGGCCCCGCCCCGGCGCCCGGAAGUGACGCGGCCGGACAAAGGCAGCGCGCGCCGCCAGGUGUCGCGCCUGGGGCUGCUCGGGAGGACCGGCUGUGGGCUGGCGGGCUCCUCGCCGCCGCCGCGCUCCCUGGCUCUUCCCGGUCCUCAUUCUCCCGGUCCCGGGAGCGCCCGCCGGGGCGCCCUGCUGAGGCUGGUGCUGCGGAGCCGGCUGCCGGCGGCAUGACGAGCGAGGUGAUAGAGGACGAGCAGCAGUUCUACUCGAAGGCCAAGACGUACUGGAAGGAGGUCCCGGCCACGGUGGACGGCAUGCUCGGGGGGUACGGCCACAUCUCCGGCAUCGACAUCAGCAGCUCCCGGAAGUUCCUGCAGAGGUUUCUGAGGGACGGCCCCAACAAGACGGGCACCUCCUGCGCCCUGGACUGCGGCGCCGGCAUCGGGAGGAUCACCAAGCGGCUGCUCUUGCCCCUCUUUGGCGUGGUGGACAUGGUGGACGUGACCGAGGACUUUCUGGUCAAAGCCAGGACCUACCUGGGCGAGGAGGGCAAAAGGGUGAGGAACUACUUCUGCUGCGGCCUCCAGGACUUCAGCCCCGAGCCCAGCGCCUACGAUGUCAUCUGGGUCCAAUGGGUGAUAGGCCACCUGACCGAUCAGCACCUGGCCGAGUUCCUGCGGCGCUGCAAGCUGGGCCUGCGCCCCAACGGCAUCAUCGUCAUCAAGGACAACAUGGCCCAGGAGGGCGUGAUCCUGGACGAUGUGGACAGUAGCGUGUGCCGGGACCUCGAGGUCGUCCACAGGAUCAUCCACAGCGCCGGCCUCAGCCUCCUAGCCCAGGAGCGGCAGGAGAAUCUCCGCGAAGAGAUCUAUCACGUCUACAGCUUGGCGCUGAGAUGAGGGCACCGGGAGCCCCAGGGACCUGUGUGGGGUCGGCAGCGAGAGCUGGGCGCCACCCCCAGGCCGCUCUGCCACCCACACACUGCUGCAGACUCCUCGGGAGGCAGGAGGGGGCUGGCCCCUGCUCCUGGGGGACGCAGAGUGGCGAGUCCCGCGGCAGCAGGGCCUGGCCUUCAGCCACAGGCCCUGCCGCCGCAAGAGGAAAAGGACCCCAGCUCGCUGGGUGACAGUCCCCGCAGGGAGGAGCUGGGCAGUGAGCGGGGCUGGCGCGGCCUCCGAGCAGCUGUCGGGGAGCGUGUCCGAGCUGCGUCUUGUGACGGGGCCCUGGUGCCUCAGCACGGGGGAGACCAUAGCCUCGCUGCUGACUGUGCCUUCUGGUUCCUCACUGGGGGGCAUUUUUGGUCAAAAAUAAAAGGGGUGAGUGCUGUACUGCAAAGGCCUUGCCAGUCCCGAAUGGUGCCUUCUUCACCA
Condylura cristata (star-nosed mole) is the source of this 1414-nucleotide messenger RNA. It is a transcript of the gene NTMT1, whose product is annotated as N-terminal Xaa-Pro-Lys N-methyltransferase 1. The record is from RefSeq and is a predicted model, not a curated record. Gene Ontology annotation, molecular function: N-terminal protein N-methyltransferase activity. The coding region runs from base 272 to 943 and encodes 223 amino acids. The transcript has 4 exons. NCBI's taxonomy places the organism in Eukaryota, Metazoa, Chordata, Mammalia, Eulipotyphla, Talpidae. Gene Ontology annotation, cellular component: cytoplasm.